Micromonas commoda is the source of this 813-nucleotide messenger RNA. RefSeq lists its product with no specific name. NCBI's taxonomy places the organism in Eukaryota, Viridiplantae, Chlorophyta, Mamiellophyceae, Mamiellales, Mamiellaceae. The record is from RefSeq and is a predicted model, not a curated record. The transcript is spliced from 2 exons. The coding region runs from base 1 to 813 and encodes 270 amino acids.
AUGAGGACGACGAUCUGGCGACCGAACGUGAGAGUGACCCUCAACGAGUAUGGUGAAGUUGAGGACACGGAGAGUGGGGGAGAGGAGUUGACGAAGAAGGGCACGAAGCGGAAGAUAGCCCCUCGCACGAAGGGGCCAUGCGAGCACGGGGUGAAGUAUCGGUCGCAAUGCAAGGUGUGCAGCGCUUGUCCGCACGGGAAGAGGCGCACUACGUGCAAGGAGUGCGGUGGGUCUCAAAUCUGCGAGCACGGUCGUGAGCGUCGUUACUGCAAGGAGUGCGGUGGUGCAUCAAUCUGCGAGCACGGUCGUCGGCGCACUUACUGCAAGGAGUGCGGUGGGGUUGGAGUCUGCAAGCACGGCCGUCAGCGCUCUAGGUGCAAGGAGUGCGGUGGUGCAUCAGUCUGCGAGCAUGGUCGUCAGCGCAGAUACUGCAAGGAGUGCGGCGGGUCUCAAAUCUGCGAGCACGGUCGUGCGCGCUCUCAGUGCAAGGAGUGCGGUGGGGGCGCAAUCUGCGAGCACGGUCGUCGGCGCUCUCGGUGCAAAGAGUGCGGUGGGUCUCAAAUCUGCGAGCACGGUCGUGUGCGUUCUCAAUGCAAGGAGUGCGGUGGUGCAUCAAUCUGCGAGCACGGUCGUCAGCGCUCUACGUGCAAGGAGUGCGGUGGGUCUCAAAUCUGCGAGCACGGUCGUGCGCGCUCUCAGUGCAAGGAGUGCGGUGGUGCAUCAAUCUGCGAGCACGGUCGUCAGCGCUCUCAAUGCAAGGAGUGCGGCGGUGGGAACCCUCCGCCGUCGACAGCCGGGACGAUGAAAAAAUAG